UCUUAAAUCUUUGGCCUCUUUUUCCAGCUUAAAUCUCUUUCUCUUUCCCAGAGGUGACCCAACCAACCAGAGAUCAAAAUGACCGACUCCAAGUAUUUCACCACCACCAAAAAAGGAGAAAUAUUUGAACUGAAGGCUGAACUGAACAGCGACAAGAAAGAGAAAAAGAAGGAGGCUGUCAAAAAAGUGAUUGCGUCUAUGACAGUGGGCAAAGAUGUCAGUGCUCUUUUCCCAGACGUAGUCAACUGCAUGCAAACAGACAACCUGGAGCUGAAGAAGCUGGUGUACUUGUAUCUGAUGAACUAUGCCAAGAGUCAGCCAGACAUGGCCAUCAUGGCUGUCAACACAUUUGUCAAGGACUGCGAAGAUCCAAACCCCCUCAUCCGAGCGCUGGCGGUACGUACAAUGGGCUGUAUCCGAGUUGACAAGAUAACGGAGUAUCUUUGUGAGCCCUUGCGGAAAUGCCUGAAGGACGAGGACCCGUACGUGCGCAAGACGGCAGCGGUCUGCGUCGCCAAGCUCCACGACAUCAAUGCGCAGCUGGUGGAGGACCAGGGAUUCCUGGAUACUUUGAAAGACCUCAUUUCAGACUCCAAUCCAAUGGUGGUUGCAAAUGCAGUUGCGGCCCUCUCGGAGAUCGCGGAGUCGCACCCCAGCAGCAACCUGCUUGACUUGAAUCCGCAGUCCAUCAACAAGCUGCUGACGGCUCUGAAUGAGUGCACCGAAUGGGGGCAGAUCUUCAUCUUAGACUGCCUGGCUAACUAUAUGCCCAAGGACGACCGUGAAGCUCAGAGCAUCUGCGAGCGGGUGACCCCCCGGCUGUCCCACGCCAACUCUGCUGUGGUCCUUUCGGCCGUGAAGGUGCUGAUGAAGUUCACCGAGAUGCUCUCGAAAGACCUAGAUUAUUACGGGACUUUGCUGAAGAAACUGGCCCCCCCUCUGGUCACCCUGCUCUCGGCCGAACCAGAGCUGCAGUACGUGGCUCUCCGGAACAUCAACCUGAUUGUGCAGAAAAGGCCUGAAAUCCUCAAGCACGAGAUGAAAGUCUUCUUUGUGAAGUACAAUGACCCGAUCUACGUCAAGCUGGAGAAGUUGGACAUUAUGAUCCGCCUGGCGUCCCAGGCCAACAUCGCCCAGGUGCUUGCAGAGUUAAAGGAAUACGCAACAGAAGUGGAUGUCGAUUUUGUGCGGAAAGCUGUCCGGGCCAUCGGCCGAUGCGCCAUUAAGGUUGAGCAAUCAGCAGAGCGCUGUGUGAGCACGUUGCUGGAUCUCAUCCAGACCAAGGUCAACUACGUGGUGCAGGAAGCUAUUGUGGUCAUCAAGGACAUUUUCCGCAAGUACCCAAACAAGUACGAAAGCGUGAUCGCCACUCUGUGCGAGAACCUGGACUCCCUCGACGAACCAGAAGCCAGGGCUGCCAUGAUCUGGAUCGUGGGAGAGUACGCAGAGCGCAUCGACAAUGCAGACGAGCUGCUGGAGAGUUUCUUGGAGGGCUUCCAUGAUGAAAGUACCCAGGUUCAGCUGCAGCUGCUGACGGCCAUCGUGAAGCUCUUCCUGAAGAAGCCCACCGAGACGCAAGAGCUGGUGCAGCAAGUGCUGAGUUUGGCCACCCAGGAUUCGGAUAACCCCGACUUGAGGGACCGGGGCUACAUCUACUGGCGCCUGCUCUCCACGGAUCCUGUGGCGGCCAAGGAGGUGGUCCUGGCCGAAAAGCCUCUCAUUUCUGAGGAGACGGACCUGAUCGAGCCGACGCUGCUGGACGAGUUGAUCUGCUACAUCGGCACGCUGGCCUCGGUCUAUCACAAGCCCCCGAGUGCAUUCGUGGAGGGGAGCAGAGGGGUCACCCAUAAAAGCCUCCCCCCCCGGACAGGCUCAAGCGAAAGCGCGGAGAGUCCAGAUGUUGCUCCAGCUGGGGUACCGCCUUCGGAGCAACCAGCCGUCAUCCCAACUCAGGGCGAUCUUCUGGGAGACCUGCUGAACCUUGACCUCGGGCCCCCGGUCAGCAGCCCUCCGAUCGCGACAUCGUCGGUGCAGAUGGGAGCGGUGGAUCUCCUCGGCGGUGGCUUGGACAGUCUCGUAAGUCCCUCUUGUCCUUGGUUAGUGGCCUCCAAACCCUGA
Messenger RNA from Python bivittatus (Burmese python), 2118 nucleotides. NCBI's taxonomy places the organism in Eukaryota, Metazoa, Chordata, Lepidosauria, Squamata, Pythonidae. The record is from RefSeq and is a predicted model, not a curated record.